Molecule: messenger RNA, 1275 nt
Organism: Nelumbo nucifera (sacred lotus)
Lineage: Eukaryota; Viridiplantae; Streptophyta; Magnoliopsida; Proteales; Nelumbonaceae
Source: RefSeq, a predicted model, not a curated record
ACCAAAUGAACAUAAAAAUGGUGCAGGAAGAUGGAAUUAAUCUGUUGACUGUUAUUAAAGGCACAAGUACAUACCGACGCUCAAGGCGACAUGAUUAUACCUCAGAUUUUAUUCCUCCUACAAUGACAGAAUACAGAAAUGCAGUUAAUCAACAAUAUAAACUAUUUAAUUUCGCUACAAGCUCUGUGAUGCUUUCAACAUUGGAAGAUGGCAAGAUAGUGAGGGGUCUUGCAGGGGUUCCCAACGAAGGGCCCAUUCUACUAAUUGGUUAUCACAUGCUUAUGGGAUUGGAACUUGCUCCCAUUGUUGAGGCAUUCUUGAGGGAGAAGAAGGUUAUGGUUCGUGGUAUGGCUCACCCAAUAUUGUUUACCAAGACUGUUGAAACUUCUUUACAAGAAUUCUCCCACUUUGAUCACUUGAGAAUCUUUGGUGCAUCACCUGUCUCUCCUAGCAACCUCUAUAAGUUGUUAUCAACAAAAUCAUAUGUUCUUCUUUAUCCUGGUGGUGUACGUGAGGCUCUCCAUCGCAAGGGUGAAGAAUAUAAGUUAUUUUGGCCUGAUCAGCCUGAAUUUGUGAGAAUGGCAGCUAGAUUUGGGGCAACAAUUGUACCUUUUGGAGUUGUUGGAGAAGAUGAUAUUGCAGAGCUCGUUAUCGAUUACAAUGAUCUAAUGGGCAUUCCCUUUGUUAGAGACUGGUUAAAGGAAAGCAAUCAAAAUGUUAUAAGAUUAAGGAAUGAUUCAAGUGGGGAGGUUGCAAACCAGGACAUGUUCUACCCUGGAAUUUUUCCAAAGAUACCAGGCCGCUUUUACUAUCUAUUUGGAAAACCAAUUGAAACAAGGGGAAGAGAGAAGAUACUACUGAAAGAUAGAGAGAAAGCCAAUAAAUUGUACUUGCACAUAAAAUCUGAAGUUGAAGGCAUAAUGUCUUAUUUGGUAAAGAAAAGGGAGGAGGAUCCAUACAGGGAUGUCAUACAGAGGACUAUAUAUAGGGCUUUCUCAGCUCCUGCAGAUCAAGUCCCCACAUUUACACCAUGAUCUAUUUUUUAUUUUAGCCAUGAUUUAAGUUGGUAUACAAGAUGCAAUUGUAUGUUCUUUGAAUAUAUGCAAAUAAGAUGAACUCUUUAUGGAUAGAGAGCCUAGUAUUUUGGGUUGAUCUAAUUCUUGCCAAGUUACACUUACAUAGUUGUCCUAAUUCCUAAAUAGCCGGUUAUACCCUCCAAAUAUGUUGGAUUUUCUGCCCUAAUUGGACAUUUGAAUAAUUGAAUAUAAUUGUAAC